AUGUCGGUCCUACCCGCCGAAGUCCACGCGAAGCUGACGCAGCUGCUGCAAGCUCUACAGUCGCCCGACAACAGCGUUCGAUCCCAGGCCGAGGACCAUCUGCAGACCAGCUGGACCGCAACACAGCCUGAGGUGCUGUUGAUGGGCCUGGCUGAGCAGAUGAAUGGCUCGGAAGAAGCUUCUAUACGUUCAUUCGCCGCCGUUAUUUUCAGGCGGAUAGCCUCCAAGACAUGCAAGAACGACAAGAACGACACAGUCGAGAUAUUCAUCUCUUUGAGCCCAGAUCAAGCCUCCGCUAUCCGACAAAAACUGUUAGAGGCUUUGGCAAAUGAGUCAAGCCAGCCCGUCAGGAAUAAGAUCAGCGAUGCGGUCGCCGAUGUAGGGAGACAAUACUCAGAAAACAAUGAUACUUGGCCAGAACUGUUGGGCGUUUUGUUCAACUUAAGUAUGGCGCCUGACGCCGGCAAGCGCGAAACCGCCUACCGCGUUUUUGCGACUACCCCCGGCAUCAUCGAGAAGCAGCAUGAGGGUGCCGUUCUUGAGGCCUUCCAACGCGGAUUCAAGGAUGACGCCGUUGGGGUACGACUAGCUGCGAUGGAGGCUUUCGCUGCGUUCUUCCGUGGGUUGGGCAAGAAACAACAGCCCAAGUACUUCGGACUGCUCCCCGAUGUGCUCAAUAUCCUCCCGCCCAUCAAAGAUUCACACGACUCAGACGAUCUAAGCAAGGCUCUGCUGGCACUAAUUGACCUCGCCGAGACGUGCCCCAAGAUGUUCAAGCCGCUCUUCCACAACUUGGUUAUGUUCAGCGUUGGUGUUAUCCAAGAUAAGGAGCUCACUGACAUCUGCCGACAAAACGCUCUUGAAUUGAUGGCAACUUUUGCUGACUACGCCCCGUCCAUGUGCCGGAAGGACCAAUCGUAUACCAACGACAUGAUAACCCAAUGUCUGAGCUUGAUGACGGACUUGGGCGAAGACGACGAAGACGCGGCUGAAUGGCUAUCUGCUGAAGAUUUUGAAUCCGAGGAGAGUGAUCUGAACCACGUCGCCGGUGAGCAGUGCAUGGACCGAUUGGCCAACAAACUUGGAGGCGAGACGAUAUUGGCGCCAACGUUCAACUGGCUUCCCAGAAUGAUGACAUCCAUGGCCUGGCGCGAUCGUCAUGCCGCUUUGAUGGCCAUCUCGGCCAUCUCGGAAGGGUGUCGUGAACUGAUGGUCAGAGAGUUGAGACAGGUGCUUGACCUUGUCGUACCAGCCCUCAAAGACCCUCACCCACGAGUACGCUGGGCGGGCUGCCAGGCGCUUGGUCAAAUGAGCACCGAUUUCGCCCCAACCAUGCAAAAGGAGUACUACGACGUCAUUCUCAAGGCCAUCAUCCCAGUCCUCGAUUCGGAGGAAGGCCGCGUGAAGGCGCACGCUGCAGCCGCUCUGGUCAACUUCUGCGAGGAAGCCGAGAAGAGCAUCCUCGAGCCAUACCUGGAUGAGCUGCUCGCUCAUCUUUUCCAGUUACUCCAGAAUGACAAGCGCUUUGUCCAGGAGCAGGCUCUCUCAACUAUUGCCACCAUUGCCGACGCCGCCGAGGCCGCUUUCUCCAAGUAUUAUGACACUUUGAUGCCCCUUCUGGUCAAUGUUCUGCGACGAGAAAACGAGAAAGAGUUUCGUCUGCUCCGCGCCAAGGCCAUGGAAUGCGCCACACUGAUUGCUCUUGCUGUCGGCAAGGAACGUCUCGGUAACGAUGCUAUGACUCUGGUAGAACUUUUGGCCACCAUCCAGGGCAGCAUCACAGAUACGGAUGACCCCCAAGCCCAGUAUCUCAUGCACUGCUGGGGCCGUAUGUGCAGAGUGAUGGGCAGCGACUUCCUGCCAUUCCUGCCGAACGUCAUGCCUCCCUUGGUCGAGUUGGCCAGUGCCAAAGCGGACAUUCAACUCCUGGACGAUGACGAGCAGGUCGAGCAAAUUCAACAAGAAGAGGGUUGGGAACUUGUUCCUCUGAAGGGCAAAAUGAUCGGCAUUCGAACCAGCACGAUGGACGACAAGCACAUGGCCAUCGAACUGCUUGUCGUAUAUGCCCAGACCCUCGAGGCUUCCUUCGCCCCUUACGUCCGUGAUACCAUGGAGAAGAUUGCACUACCGGGUCUUGCGUUUUUCUUCCACGACCCUGUCCGUUUUAUCUCUGCGAAGUUGGUUCCUCAGCUGCUUAGUUCAUACAAGAAGGCGUUUGGCCCUCAAUCCAACCAACUACGCGAGCUCUGGGCGGGUACUGUCGAUAAGCUACUUGAAGUUCUCACGGCCGAGCCAGCCAUAGAUGCGCUUGCUGAGAUGUACCAAUGUUUCUACGAAUCCGCCGAGGUUAUUGGCAAGGAGUGUCUGACACCGCAGCAUAUGGACAAGUUCAUUGACGGUGUUCACUCCGCUAUUGAGGAUUACAAAGACCGUGUUGCCCAGCGUGAGGAGGACAAGGAGGGCGUCACAGCGGAGGAUGCUGAAGACGAGGCAGAGGAUCUCCUCAUGGCCAUCGAGGACGAUCAGACUUUGCUCUCGGACAUGAACAAGGCGUUCCACGCCAUCUUCAAGAACCACGGUGCCGCAUUUCUGCGGCCUUGGGAACGCCUCAUGCCCACCUACGAGAGCUUCCUCAUUUCGGAAGACCCAACUCAGCGCCAGUGGGGCCUAUGCAUCAUGGACGACGUUCUCGAAUACUGUGGGCCGGAGAGCAUUCACUAUGCCAACUACAUUCAGAAGCCCCUGAUCGACGGGUGCAAGGACCCAUCUGCAGCGAUCCGCCAAGCAGCUGCAUAUGGAAUCGGUGUUGCAGCCCAUCGCGGAGGUACUGCGUGGUCACAAUUCCUCGGCGGUUCAAUACCCUACUUGUUUCAGGUCACUCAGAUCCCUGACGCACGUGGCGAAGAUGCUGUCUACGCAACCGAGAAUGCGUGUGCCGCUAUUGCCAAAAUUCUCCAUUACAACAAUGCCAGUGUGCAAGACCCGCAGAACGUUGUUGCACAAUGGAUCAACACGUUACCUGUCACCAACGAUGAGGAAGCAGCCCCAUUUGCGUAUGGUUAUCUCGCAACUUUGAUCAAUCAACAAAUUCCCGCCGUCAUGGGUCAGGCAGACAAGAUCUUCAUCUUUGUCGCACAAGCUCUCGAGACUGAGAUGCUUGGCAGUGGUGAGGUGGCGCAGAAGGUUGUUCAGGCUACAAAGGCGUUAUUACAAACAACUGGCGUCAAUGCGCCGACACUCCUGCAACAGUUCCCACCUGAGUCUCAACAGGUUAUCAUGAGAUACUUUGCAUAG
Molecule: messenger RNA, 3294 nt
Organism: Pseudomassariella vexata
Lineage: Eukaryota; Fungi; Ascomycota; Sordariomycetes; Amphisphaeriales; Pseudomassariaceae
Product: armadillo-type protein
Exons: 6
Coding region: 1-3294 (1097 amino acids)
Biological process (GO): protein import into nucleus
Cellular component (GO): cytoplasm; nucleus
Molecular function (GO): small GTPase binding; nuclear import signal receptor activity
Source: RefSeq, a predicted model, not a curated record